UUUCACUUUUCUAUGUGACAAAGAAGAAAGCAAAAGGGGUUAAUUGUAUAAAAAAAAGAAAUAGAAAAUAAAGAGGUGGGUUUUAUGAGCUGAUGCUGAAAUUGGGUUUCUCCAAUAACAUGGAUCUUGGCAAAUCUUGGAAUAGUAGUAGUAGUAAUAGAAGUGUUGUCAGCUCUUCCCAUAGUUUUAGUUUCAGUUACUUCCAUUCAUUAACGUCAGCUCUCUUGUUUUUGUCUUUUGGGAGUUCAGUUUCAGUACCCAAAAUGGUCUUAUUUAAUUUCUCAACCAUUAUACCUUCUUUUGAUGAUGAUUUGAUUGUAAAGUUUUCAUCUUUUUCAUUUUCUUGAAGAAGAAAGACUCCAAUUUAAUCAACAUCACUCUCUCCUCAACUGUUUCUUUUGUUUGUUUGCUUAGUUUUCUUGAUUGUUUAGUCUUGUAUCGUCAGCCCCCUUUUGUUUUUGUUCUCUUUUUAAAGACCUAGAGAAUGCUGUGUGCAUCAUUGCCAGGGUUGAGUCAUCAACAGAUGUUGGUUGGUGGUGCUGUCAAGGAACUUUCAGCAGCUAUGUCUUCUUUGAAUGUUUAUAGCAGGUGUGGUUUUGAUGGUCGUGUUGGAUGUUGGAUUGGGAAUGAGAAAGGAAGAUGGAACAAAUUGGCUGCUGCAAGUACAAUGGCACCAAAGAAGAGGAGGUUGAGCAUUUCCCCUCUGGCUUCCUCUGCUCUAGCAGAAACCCCAUAUACAUCUAGAGCCGAAUUCUAUGACGAGGUCCUUAACGAUGCUAGAGAAAAAUUUACCCAGGAGAUAUCUUUCCAAUCCAAGGACAAAGAUAUUUCUUUGGCAAAGGCUUUGCUUUACGUGGCCUCUGAAGAUGAGGCAUUUAUGGCUUUCAACCGGGAGAUGGAUGCUCAUUCACUCCAAAUUGAGAGGAGAUCAGCUUCAUUGGCUUCUCAUGCCACAGAUUGGACUUGCGUGGAGGCCAUGCCUCUUGCUGGAAAAAAUAUGAAUGAAUGGAUGAUUGAGUUGGAUGUUAUUGCGAGAGAAGUGGAGGCGGAACUAGUUUCAAGAGAAAUAGGAUGCGAUUUGGUUGAAGUUUUAGAUGCCGUGAAUAUGGUGCUUUUCAAGUCAAGGGGUUUCAAAAGGUCACCUGUACUUGUGGAUUCAAAGUGUGCAUACCUGCAUUCAGUAUUAAGCUCUGGAUAUUGUAGUGCAAUUUUGCUUAGUGUCAUUUAUAUUGAAGUCUGUCGAAGACUUAAUCUGACCAUUGUGGGAUCCCGAGUUGGGGAAGAUUUUUUGAUAUGGCCUCAAACUGGAAACCCUGAGGAGCUAUUCAAGGUUAUCUCUGGUCAUAGCUUGUUUGGUAUUGUUAAUGGGAAGUGUGUCGAUGACCCUAGAGCAAAGGCUUCUGACAUCAAUAGCAAUUCUUUGCCGGGGCUUGAGUUAGCAACAAACCGAGAUAUUAUUGGAAUUGCUUUGGCUAAUUUGAUGAGGCUUCACUGGAAACGUGCUUCAAGAGCAAAUCAUGGUUUGAUGCUGACUUCUCCGCUUAGAUCUGUUGAUCAUGCAGAUGAUAAGUCUAGCAAGACUAAUUGUCUGAAUGUUCCAUUGUUGCGGCCUCAAGAUUUGAGGUUCAAGAUGCUAAAUUGCAACCUUUGGCAUGAGAAAAGGAGAAUUGAGAAUAUUGGACGCAUAUUUUUAUUUUAUUGAUUCUGACAUACUACUAAAACUCUAACAUUCCACUAAAAUAACCACUUAAUCAAUCUUGCUGCGAUAUAAUAGAUGCUUAUACCUCCAUUUAAGUUUAUAACAUAACGAACUAUAGGGUAAAAGAUUCCUCACUGAUCUAGCUUCAUAUUGGUAUUAAAAGCCCUUUCUAUUUCAAUAUACUGAUCCAAUUGAAAAUGACUAGAUACUGCAUUAUGCAGAUAGAUUGACUUUCUUUUUACAUACUUUUAGCCUCUUCGCCCUUUUACUCCUUUAAUGUUGUUUCUCUUCACUUCUCCGACAUUCCUUUUAGAAAUCCAAGAAAGCUAACCUUAUCUUUCUCCCUUUCUGAUCUUUAGGAUUUGAUGCUCUUUUUAGAUACUGUAGAUACAAAAUAUACCAUGUUUGGAUGCAUUUAUUAUAUUUGAUAGUU
This is a messenger RNA of Solanum verrucosum, 2132 nucleotides long. RefSeq lists its product as uncharacterized. The transcript is spliced from 8 exons. The coding region runs from base 485 to 1702 and encodes 405 amino acids. Lineage: Eukaryota; Viridiplantae; Streptophyta; Magnoliopsida; Solanales; Solanaceae. The record is from RefSeq and is a predicted model, not a curated record.